Messenger RNA from Paramuricea clavata, 498 nucleotides. The record is from the annotation of a GenBank genome assembly. NCBI's taxonomy places the organism in Eukaryota, Metazoa, Cnidaria, Anthozoa, Malacalcyonacea, Plexauridae.
AUGGCGGAAACUUUAAGCGCCAAAAAUCAACCUUCGGCAUUGAACAAGAAAGGUAAUGACCGCGAGGCAUUACUUCGCAUGGCAGUGAACGUCAUUGCAAUGUUGGGGCAUAUGAAUGCUGAUGUAAUGUCCAUGCGACAGGAGUUGAUUAAACCAGCGUUGAAACCAGAAUUUCAAAAAAUUUGCCAUGCAACUGUUCCGCCAAACUCAAAAUUCUUAUUUGGCUAUGACUCGGCGAAACUGGUUCGCGACACAAAGGAAAAAAACAGCAUUGCAAGCACACUGACGCUGCCAAGAACAGCUCGCAAUACUAGCACAGCAAACACCAGUGGACGCAAUACUCACACCUACAGCCGUGAGGAUAUUAAUAACUCAUACACGGGUGACAAUCGUGGUAGAAAUACACAUACGAGGCCUUUUUUAUGGAGAGGCCAAAAACCAUAUCGCAGGCGACCCGGCACGAGAGGCAACGGGUCCCAGAACCAGCAAAGGAAGUGA